AUGACGGGAAUGGACGUCCUGGGUUUGAACCUUUCAAACCCAAGCAUUCCGCCGCAGAAGGUGUCUCACGCGCACCCAUAUGCUUCUUCAAUUUCCUCUUCUGCCUCCUCUUCUUCCUCGUCCAUCUUUUCGCUCGACGGUGUCUCAUCCCAGAGCGCCAUCUCGUCGACAUCGACGAAUCCGAUCGAUGUGAUUUGGGAGAGCGAGAGCGCACCUCAGACUGGUGGCCGAGGCUUGUCUCAUUCAAGUGAAUCAAGUUCCCGUUGCCUUCGGCCUCUUGUAAAUGGGCUUGCCCCGAAAGUCACUGACGCUCCAGUUCCACCGGAGUUGCGCAAGCAUCCUCGGAGAACCACCAAUUAUGUCGUCCAGUCGAACGGCGUUCCAUGCGUCCGCCCUCCACCCUGUCUGGUGCGCCAGUCCGAGCGGAAGGUGAAUUUCGUCGAUAGCCUCGUCGAUUCCGCGUCGCAGAUCGUCGAGAUUAUCUGGCCCCUGUCGGCAGUAUUCCACCGUGCCGACUCUACUGCAGGAAGCAAAGGUGUUUUGCCUCUUCGUACCUUCAUCCAAGAGACGCUGCGUCGGUCACGCACCAGCUACAGCACGUUGCAGGUGGCGUUGUACUACCUGAUCAAGAUCAAGCCACAUGUGCGAAAAUUCGACUCGAACGAGCAACCUCGGGAGAGAUCACUGUCGCGUGCUAUGCAGUGCGGGCGUCGUAUGUUUCUCGCAGCUCUCAUCUUGGCAUCUAAAUAUCUCCAGGACCGGAACUACUCGGCGCGUGCUUGGAGUAAGAUCUCUGGCCUUAACACGACGGAGAUCAACCAGAAUGAGCUGCUAUUUCUCGACGCUGUGCAGUGGAAAUUGCACAUCCCCGAGGCUACUUACCAUCGAUGGACUAGCAUCGUACUGAAGUUGACUCAGGGCGCUGGAGGACCACCUCGGCCUGACGGUCUGUGCUGGCGGACGGCUAUCCCCAAGCUGACUCCUGAACUGGAUACCAUCGACGUGGAACCUGCGAAUCCGUUCAUGCCGUCCUUCGGCGGCUUUGAUUUUGAGUCGCUGCCUCCGCGUAGUCCGCCUACUGGUGACCCGUCUAACCCAUCUUCCUCUGCCAGUGGGCAGGCCCCGUCGUACCCGCGGAACAUCCCUGUCACGCUCGAACCGACUCCCCGGAUGGACUAUCCGACUUCUUCGUUCCCGUCUGUUCCGCGACCUCCAAUGCUACCUACUCCGCAGUUGACGAACCAGUCGAGCCUCGCUUCCACCCCCGCAGCGGGUGUUGGCGCUUACGUUCUUCGAAGGACUUCCAUCGGUGCUGCUAUGACCCAGGCACAGAACAUCUGCAUGGCGCGGUCGACGCUCGAUCAGCGCCCUCCUACUACGUUCUGUGCCAAGGCAAACAGCUUCGAUGGCUUUCCGACGUUGAUCCGCCGGUCUUCGCUGGCUCGCUCGAACUCAUCCAUGUCAUCCCCGGAGUCGAUGGUCUCGGAUGUCUCGACGGUGUCGUCUCGCUCGUCGCGCUCUUCAUCAAUAUCAUCCAGCGCAUCUGGCCCUUGCCCCCCCGUCCAAGCUCGUUUGGCUGUCCAAGCGACUCGCCGAUGCGCGAAUUCGCUCAAGGACUGCCGGAAGAAUGUGGCUGUUGUUUCGCCUGCUGGGGGAACGACGGUUGCGACCGACGUAUACGAAUCCCCCGAGUCUUGUAAAGGUGUCGUCCCCCAGAUGCCUGACUUUUCUGGCUUCUCUCUGGGAACUCCCGUCGAUCUGAGUGCUUCCACCCAGGAAGCUGCCCGGAGCUUAUGUGAGCUCUCCGGUGCUGUUUCUGUCACUCCCCAGAACCCGGAACCUACGAGUUACCAAGCUUCGCGUCGGAAGCGUGGCCGGACUGGGUCUGAAGACUUGUCUCUGCAACUUGAUAUCCGCCGUAUGAUCAAUUCCCAUGCGACUAAAGGCGCCUCUAUUCUUCCUGAUGGGAAUUUGGCAGAUUCGCUCCUACUUGGUGAACAGAAGCUUCACUGUGUUCGGGGAGCUCCUCGGCUGGGCACGUAUCCUCGGAUCGCAUUGUCUGGUCCUGUGGGUACGAAACGUGCUUGCUGUGGCAGCGAAACAAGACAGGUGGCGCUCAAUCCGAACUUUCGGGUUGAAUUCGCUGAAUAA
Molecule: messenger RNA, 2151 nt
Organism: Monascus purpureus
Lineage: Eukaryota; Fungi; Ascomycota; Eurotiomycetes; Eurotiales; Aspergillaceae
Source: the annotation of a GenBank genome assembly